Hypanus sabinus (Atlantic stingray) is the source of this 6006-nucleotide messenger RNA. RefSeq names its product cartilage acidic protein 1b (gene crtac1b). Gene Ontology annotation, biological process: axonal fasciculation. The coding region runs from base 224 to 2155 and encodes 643 amino acids. Gene Ontology annotation, molecular function: calcium ion binding. The record is from RefSeq and is a predicted model, not a curated record. NCBI's taxonomy places the organism in Eukaryota, Metazoa, Chordata, Chondrichthyes, Myliobatiformes, Dasyatidae. The transcript is spliced from 15 exons.
CAUAAGGAGAAUAUUCCUUAAAACGAGACAUGAGGCGGUGCGAGGGUAGGGUUCAGAUUAAGAGACGGAGAGGUGGGUUUGUGGUUCCGUGGGCAAGAGUGCUGGGAAACUGAGCGGCUCUGGGGUGGUCGGACCGUGGCUGGCGCCUGGUACACGGAUGGUGAAUGUUAACCAGUGUCCCCUCUCACUGUGUCUGCCACCCUGAAGCCUGAAGCGCGCCGCGAUGUUGCCUCUCCUGCUGGCCGCUCUCUUCUCCCGGGUGCCGCCGGCGCUCCCGCAGAGACUCGAGCCCAUCUUCGCCGCUGCAACCGACUCCCUCCUGCCUCCCGAUUACGAUAACAACCCGACCCAGCUGAAUUACGGCGUGGCCGUGACUGAUGUGGACAACGACGGAAGUCUGGAGAUAGUGGUGGCGGGGUACAAUGGCCCCAACCUGGUGCUCAAGUACGACAAGGUCCGGAAGAGGCUCCGGAACAUAGCAGUAGACGAAUCGAGUUCCCCAUACUAUGCCCUCCGCGAUCGCCAGGGCAACGCUAUCGGUGUGGCAGCCUGUGACAUCGAUGGCGAUGGGAGGGAAGAGAUAUAUUUCCUCAACACUAACAAUGCCUUCUCAGGCAUGGCCACAUACACUGAUAAGCUCUUCAAAUUCCGAAACGGGAGGUGGGAAGACCUGCUGAGCGAUGACAUCAACGUCCGCCGACAGGUGGCCAAUCACUUCGCUGGGCGAUCAGUGGCAUGUGUGGAUCGAAAGGGCACCGGGAAAUAUUCUGUUUACGUGGCCAACUAUGCCAGUGGCAACAUCGGCCCUCAUGCGCUGAUAGAGAUGGAGGAAGCCAGCAGUAACAUCUCGAUGGGGGUCAUCGCACUUUCCAACGUGGCAGCAGAGGCGGGGGUUAACAAGUAUACAGGUGGCCGUGGUGUGGCAGUCGGGCCCAUCGUCAGCUCCCAUCACUCCGACAUCUUCUGUGAUAACGAGAAUGGACCCAACUUCCUGUUCAAGAACAAUGGAGACGGCACCUUCACAGACAUUGCAGCAGAGGCCGGAAUUGAUGAUCCUCACCAACAUGGUCGUGGACUGGCCCUGGCAGACUUUAACAGAGACGGGAUGGUGGAUAUAGUCUACGGUAAUUGGAUGGGACCUCACCGCUUCUAUCUACAGACCAUCGUGAAUGGAAAAGUCCGCUUUAGGAACAUCGCCACGCAGAAGUUUGCACUGCCCUCUCCGGUUCGGACCGUGAUCUCAGCUGACUUCGACAACGACCAAGACCUUGAGGUGUUCUUCAACAACAUUGCAUAUAGGGGGUCCUCAGCCAAUCGUAUCUUCAGGGUCACCCGACGUGAAGGAACAGACCCACUGUUAGAGGAGGCCAACGCUGGAGAUGCCACAGAACCAACUGGACAAGGGACAGGUGCCGUGGCGACGGACUUUGAUGGAGACGGGAUGCUGGACCUCAUCAUCGCCCACGGAGAGUCCAGGGCUCAGCCACUCUCCAUCUUUAAGGUGACCCAGGGGUUCGGCAACAACUGGCUGCGGGUGAUGCCACGCACCAGGUUUGGGGCGUUUGCUCGAGGCGCAAAGGUGGUAUUGUACACCAGGAGAAGCGGGUCCCACCUUCGCAUCAUCGAUGGGGGCUCGGGCUAUCUGUGUGAGAUGGAACCAGUCGCCCACUUCGGACUGGGGACGGACGUGGCCACUCACCUGGAGGUGACCUGGCCAGGAGGCGCAUUCACCUCCCGAGGCAUCUCCCUCGGUGACAUGAACUCUACCAUUGAAGUGCUGUUUCCAGGAAAUGGAGGAGAAGUCAGCAACCUGGAAAUUGAGUGUGGACGAGGAUUUACCACUGACGGAAGAGGUCGCUGUAUUGACGAGGACGAGUGUGGCAGCUUCCCACUGCCCUGUCCCAGCGACAGGCCCGUCUGCAUCAACAUGUUCGGGAGCUACAGGUGUCGCCCCAACCGGAGGUGCAAUCGGGGCUACGAGCCCAACGAGGACGGGACGGCAUGUGUAGCCCAGCCGUCGGGUCGCCCUUCGUCUGGAACCUCCCCUCUGACCUUACUAUCAUGGAUGACCCAACCCAGAGGGAAACGCCAGCGGCUAAACUCCACACGGCAUUGCUCUCAGGAUCUCAGGAGCUCACAGGCCUCUCUGCCAUGAUAUGGUGAUGAUCCUCGGAGAAAUCAGUGACUGUUGGCCCACAAAGCUGUGCCGAACAUGUCUCUACCUUAGAACUGCCUAGGCUUUACCCAUAGCCCUCUAUUUUUCUAAGCUCCAUGUAGCCAUCCAGGAGUCUCUUAAAAGAUCCUGUCAUAUCCGCUUCCACCGCUGCCGCCGUCAGCCCAUUCCACACACUCACCACUCUGCGUAAAAAAACUUACUCCUGAUAUCUCCUCUGUACCUACUUCCAAGCUGUGUCCUCUCGUGCUAGCCAUUUCAGCCCUGGGGAAAAGCCUCUGACUAUCCAUAGAACCAUAGAACAUUUCAGCACGUAAAUAGGCCUUUUGGCCCUUCUUGGCUGUGCUGAACCAUUUUUCUGCUUAGUCCCACUGACCUGCACCUGGAAUAUAUCCCUCCAUAAACCUCUCAUCCAUGUACCUGUCCAAGUUUUUCUUAAAUGUUAAAAGUGAGGCCACAUUUACCACUUCAUCUAGCAGCUCAUUCCACACUCCCACCACUCUCUGUGUGAAGAAGCCCCCCUUAAUGUUCCCUUUAAACUUUUCCCCCUUCACCUUUAACCCAUGUCCUCUGGUUUUAUUCUCCCCUAGCCUCAGUGGAAAAAGCCUGCUUGCAUUCACUGUAUGUAUACCCAUCAUAAUUUUAUACACCUCUAUCGAGUCUCCCCUCAUUCUCCUACGCUCCAGGGAAUAAAGUCCUAACCUAUUCAACCUUUCUCGGUAACUCAGUUUCUCAAGUCCUGGCAACAUUCUUGUAAACCUUCUCUGCACUCUUUUAACCUUAUUAAUAUCCUUCCUGUAAUUCAGUGACCAAAUCUGCAGACAAUACUCCAAAUUCAGCUUCACCAAUGCCUUAUACAACCUCAUCAUAACAUUCCAACUCUUAUACUCAAUACUUUGAUUUAUAACAGCCAAUGUACCAAAAGCUCUCUUUACAACCCUAUCUACCUGUAACGCCACUUUUAGGGAAUUUUGUAUCUGUAUUCCCAGCUCCCUCUGUUCUACUGCACUCCUCAGUGCCCUACCAUUUACCUUGUAUGUUCUACCUUAGUUUGUCCUUCCACACGAUCAAUGCCUCUCAUUAUCUUGUACACCUCCAUCAGGUCACCUCUCAUCCUCCGUCACUCCAAGGAAAAAAGGCCGAGUUUACUCAACCUAUUCUCAUAAGGCAUACUUCCCAAUCCAGGCAACAUCCUUGUAAAUCUCCUCUGCACCCUUUCCAUGGUUUCCACAUCCUUCCCACAGUGAGGUGACCAGAAUUGAGCACAAUACUCCAAGUGGGGUCUAACCAGCAUCCUAUAUAGAUGCAACAUUACCUCUCAGAUCUUAAACUCAAUCCCACGAUUGAUGAAGGCCAAUGCACCAUAUGCCUUCUUAACCACAGAGUCAACCUGUGCAGCAGCUUUGAGUAUCCUAUGGAUUCAGUCCCCAAGAUCCCUCUGAUCCUCCACACUGCCAAGAAUGUUACCAUUAAUACUAUAUUCUGCCUCAUGUUCUCUCUUUAUACUGUGAACCAUUGCAAGCUGGAUAGAUAAAGAUAAGGACAAUCCAUGAAACAGCAGAGACAGAAAUACAGAAACACCGCUAGUAAAAUUGAGUGAAAAUCUACCAAAAAUUCACAAACAGGUGCUCAUAUAAACCAAGAAGCAAGCAUAACAAAUGUAAAACGGCAAGAAGUUUAAGCUCAAGUUCAAGUUUAAUUGUCAUUCAACCAUACAUGAAUAUCCAUGAGCACAGCCAAAUGAACAGUGUUACUCCAGGGCCAAGGUGCAAAACAAAUUACCAACAGCAAUACACAGCACGAAGGACACAUAUAGCACAUAUAAGAUAGCAGUAAAAUAGAGUCACACAAAAAAUAUAUAAUCCAAGUCCCUGGGUCCACAAAUGUUGCAGCAGUGUUCAGUUGAACUCAAUACAGCUUUCCUUUCACUGAGCAAACACUGGAGGGCAGCACCAAUGACAGCACCAAUGACAGCAUGCCAAUGACACCAAUGACUCUGCCGCUUGAGGCCAAGUCCUCACUGCAACCAAGGCCAUGCAGCUCCCCUUCCCUCAGUCCCCCCAAAUGAGUUGAAUUGACUGUAUUUCUUACAUCUGUUACAUACAUGAGGAGUAAAAAUCCAUUAUGUUUCAUCUCCAUCUAAAUGUGCAAUCAUGGUAAUUUAUAAUGAAUAGAACAGUCAAUGUAAUAUAGGGUAUACUCAAAUCAGUGUGAGUUCAUCAGUCUGAUGGCCUGGUGGAAGAAGCUGUCCUGGAGCCUGUUGGUCCCGGCUUUUCUGCUGCAGUACCACUUCCUGGAUGGUAGCAGCUGGAAUAGAUUGUGGUUGUGGUGACUUGGGUCCCCAAUGAUCCUUCUGGCCCUUUUUACACACCUAUUCUAGUAAAUGUCCUGAAUCAUGGGGAGUUCACAACUACAGAUGCAUUGGGCUGUCCACACCACUCUCUGCAGAGUCCUGCAAUUGAGGGAGGUACAGUUCCCAUACCAGGCAGUGAUGCAGCCAGUCAGGAUGCUCUCAAUUGUGUCCCUGCAGAAAGUUCAUAGGAUUUGGGGGCCCAUACCAAACUUCCUCAACCGUCUGAGAUGAAAGAGGCACUGUUGUGCCUUUUUUACCACACAGCUGGUGUGUACAGACCACGUGAGACCCUUGGUGAUGUGGAUGCCAUAGAACUUAAAGCUGUUUACCCUCUCAACCCCAGAACCAUUGAUGUCAUUAGGGGUUAGCCUGUCUCCAUUCCUCCUGUAAUCCAGAACCAGCUCCUUUGCUUUUGCGACAUUGAGGGAGAGGUUGUUUUCUUGACACCACUGAGUCGGAGAGAAUACUACUUCCCUGUAGGCCACCUCGAUAUUGUUUGAGAUGAGGCCAAUCAAUGUAGUGUCCUCAGCAAAUUUAAUUAGCAGAUUAGAGCUGUGAGUGGCGAUACAGUCAUGGGUAUACAGAGAGUAAAGGAGGGGACUUAGUACACAGCCCUGAGGGACUCUUGUAUUGAGAGUCAGUGAACUGCAGCAUUCCACAUUACCAAUGCCCAACAGAGUCUUGCAUUCUCAAUAAGAGCGGCUAAAACAAUCACUCACUGUUAGACUGCACAUUGCCUUCAUACUCUGACUCCAGUCCACACCAGCCAGCUCCUUCAGUUUCCUGCAAAAGUGUAACUCACUAACAGGGUGGACUGGCAAUACUUUAAGUUCUGAAUGUGCAGCAAGGUCUUGCAAUUGUAAGAAUCUGUUUAGGGAAGACAACGCCUUUGGUUGGCCCUGUAGAAGCCACUGCGUCUGAGAACACCGCCAUCUUACCAGAGACCGAAUAACCGAAGAACAAUGACAAUUUAGACCUGAGUCCAACGAGUUGUAUUUUACCAUUCUCCAGCAGAGGACAUCUGCUGUUCCUGUGAGAUGAUGGAGUUGAUUUUGAAGUGCCUUAGGUGAUCACAAGGAUUGAAUCAGUUUUAUUAUCACUGACUCAGAUAACAUGAUAUUUGUUUUGCGGCAGCAACACUGUGCAAAGACAUAAAAUGGCUAUAGCUUUCAAAAUAAAUAAAUAACGCAAAAGAGGAACGAUGAGGUGAUGUUUAUUGGUUCAUGGAAAUCUGAUGGGGAAGAAGCUGAUACUAAGUUGUUGAGUGUGGGUCUUCAGCAUCCUGUAUCUCCUCACUGAUGGUAGCAAUGAGAAGAGGGCAUGUCCUGAAUGAUGAGGACCCUUGGUUGACGGAUGCCUCUUUCUUGAGUAACCGCCUUUUGGAGAUGUCUUUGAUGCUGGGGAGGGUUGUGCCAGUGAUGGAGCAGGCUGGGCCUACAAUCCUCCAUCGCCUUUUCUGAUCCUGCACAUCAGGGCCUCC